AUGUCGGCAAAGUCUGGCAAUUCCACAGAACACGUAAAUAAGAAGCCUCGCAUCGACCGCGACUCCUUCGACACCAUGGUCGUGGUGAAGGUUGGCCGGGAUGAGACGGUCUUCAGGAUGCACAAGACCAUCAUCUGCAACGUCUCUCCCUUUUUCAAGGCAGCCUUCGAGGGCAACUUUGUGGAGGCUCAGGAGCAGGUCCUCGAGCUCCUUGACGAGAGUAUCACCAUGUUCAGGCAUUUCCAGUUAUGGGUGUACACAGAUAGCAUCAUCACGAAAGGCGAGACAGCAACAGACAUGACAUGGGUCUCACUAGCUUGUCUUUACAUCUUUGGAGAGAUGUGCGGCAUCCCGGAUUUGCAGAAUAUGGCUAUCGAUGUCCUUAUCGACAAGCAUCAAAUCUUCAGUCAGAUACCCAUCUCAAUCAUCCGCAAGGUCUACGAUGACACACCUGCUACAGCGCCCCUGAGGAGACUACUAGUCGACUUAAUGGCAUGCAAGUUUCCCUUACUACCCGGCAGGCUCGCCGAGUGGAUCAGAGAGCAGAUUCCAAAAGACUUCCUUUUCGAUCUAGCAGUUGCGCUACACGCGUUGAGAAUUGGCAUGAAAGUGGAGAUCAAGGACUUCAAGGCUUGUCGCUCCGAUUACCAUGUCAAGUCACCAGUCUCGCCUCCAGCGCCAACCUCCGGAGGUGCAGCAAGCAAGCCGCUGUAG
Molecule: messenger RNA, 714 nt
Organism: Letharia lupina
Lineage: Eukaryota; Fungi; Ascomycota; Lecanoromycetes; Lecanorales; Parmeliaceae
Exons: 2
Coding region: 1-714 (237 amino acids)
Molecular function (GO): protein binding
Source: RefSeq, a predicted model, not a curated record